Messenger RNA from Ziziphus jujuba (common jujube), 1794 nucleotides. RefSeq names its product serine/threonine-protein kinase PCRK1. The record is from RefSeq and is a predicted model, not a curated record. NCBI's taxonomy places the organism in Eukaryota, Viridiplantae, Streptophyta, Magnoliopsida, Rosales, Rhamnaceae. Bases 308 to 1654 code for a protein of 448 amino acids. Gene Ontology annotation, biological process: protein phosphorylation. Gene Ontology annotation, molecular function: ATP binding; protein kinase activity. The transcript has 4 exons.
CGACAAUGGGGGUUUUGACGGGCUCUUAUUCAUUUAUUUUUUAAAAAAACUAAAAACUGAGAAAGAAAAAAAAAAAAAAAAAAGCACAAAACAACAGGAAAAAAUGACCUGAAUUUUUGAAAAAAAUAUAUAUAUAUAUAUAUAUAUAUUUAUAAUUAUUUUUCCAUUUCCACGUCCACCAAUCGGAGCUGAAGUUGGUCGAUGCCCAAGUCUUAUUAUUUUACCUGCUCCAUAGCUUCCAUUGACUCUCUCAAUCACUAUAUCUCUCUGCAAUUCGUGAAAUUUGAUUUUUAGGCACCCAAAAAGAAUGAAGUGUUUCCAUUUUACCAACGGAGAGAGGCGGGACGACGAGGACGGUGUCGUUUCGAGGUUAUCGAAGGUGUCGUGGGCACGCUCUCUCAGCGUUGCUUCAAGCACCGUGGAUACCACUCGCCGCUCCGAGUUUGACUCGGACUCUAGGGACCUUUCCGACUCGGUUAGCUUCUAUGAGUUCCUGUCUCAGCGGAGAGCUAAUGAUCUGCGGGUGUUUUCCUUCUCGGAGUUGAAAUCGGCGACUAGAGGGUUCAGCAGGGCGUUGAUGGUUGGGGAAGGAGGGUUUGGGUGCGUGUUUAGAGGGGUGGUUAGGGUUCCUGAGGAUGAGAUUACUGAUGGCUCUCCUUCUAAAAUGGACGUUGCUAUCAAACAGUUGAAUCGUAGUGGCUUCCAGGGGCAUAAAGAGUGGAUAAAUGAAGUGAACUUUUUGGGUGUUGUGAAGCACCCAAAUCUUGUGAAAUUAAUAGGAUAUUGUGCAGAGGAUGAUGAAAGAGGGAUCCAACGGCUUUUGGUCUAUGAACUUAUGCGUAAUAAAAGCUUGGAAGACCAUCUUUUGGCUCGAAUGCCAUCACCUCUUCCAUGGAUGACGAGAUUAAAAAUUGCACAAGAUUCAGCCCGAGGGUUGGCUUAUCUUCAUGAAGAAAUGGAUUUUCAGCUAAUAUUUCGGGAUUUUAAAACAUCAAACAUUCUUCUGGAUGAGGAUUUCAAUGCAAAACUUUCAGAUUUUGGACUGGCUCGACAAGGACCUCCUGAAGGGAUGAGUCAUGUUUCAACAUCAGUUGUGGGCACAGUUGGCUAUGCGGCUCCAGAGUACGUCCAGACUGGGAAGCUGACUGCUAAGAGUGAUGUUUGGAGCUUUGGUGUGGUUCUUUAUGAGCUCAUCACAGGAAGGAGAGCAGUAGAGAGAAACCUACCGCGAAGUGAGCAGAAGCUCUUGGAGUGGGUGAGGCCUUACAUUUCAGACUCGAAGAAAUUCCACCUUAUUGUAGACCCUCGACUUGAAGGAGAGUAUUGCAUUAAAUCAGCUUACAAGGUUGCAUCCUUAGCUAACAGAUGUCUACUAAAACAGCCAAGGUCUCGUCCUAAAAUGAGUGAGGUGGUUGAGACUUUGGGAAACAUUAUCAAUGAGACUUCUUCUCAAGAAGCUGCCCUUGAACCUGUUAAUGAAACCGAAGAAGCAAAAGAAGAAAAUGUAGGGGACAGUGAACCCGAGUCUGGUAAACAAGGAAACAAUUACCUAAAGAAGGUGUUUGAUAUAAGAGAUUUUGUCAACUUAAGAAAUAAAUCCAUUGGGAAAUUAGAUUGGAGAAAUUGGACUCCCGGAAUGAUAAGAACUUGGUAAAAAGUUAUAGCUUUUGUCAAUGAUAUAUAUGUGUAUUGACAUAUAUUUCACACCAGAGAAAUGAAAAUGUAGAUAUGUUCUACUUCUAUCCUUCAAAAUUUGUAGCCUUGAAACCAAUCUGUUUCAGGGGGCUUAUUUCA